AUGAGUUCUCAUUCCAGCAGCAAUGAUAAGUUAAGACCAUUUGUGCAUUACCAUUGUGCAUGUCCGGAUGUUUACUCAAGCACUGAAUCCUCACUUCUAUCCGAAACCGUUGCUGCUUGCACACAUCCUACCAUUGAUUCACCACCGUCUGUGAACUCUUUACGCAUACAUCACUCCACCUUUCCACUUUCAAAACUAUACAUUUGUGAAGACUGUCACCAGAUUCGGUGUCCACGCUGUAUUCAAGAAGAAAUUAUUUGUUAUUAUUGUCCGAACUGUUUGUUUGAAGUUCCAACUGCAAGUGUGAAGAGUGAACGGAAUAGAUGUGCGCGUAGCUGUUUUCAGUGUCCUAUUUGUCAGAAUACCUUGUCUGUAAUUGCAAGUGUCGAACCGUCGUCUGCAACCUCACCUACCGUGCCUACUGCUCCUACUGCCCUAACUGCUUCUACUGCCCAGCCUCCUCAGCCUGUCGCCGCGCAAGCUGGCGGAGCACCAUACUACUUAUUAUGUGGUGUAUGUCGAUGGGACUCGCAAGAGAUAAAAAUGACUUUUGAAAAGCCCACCGGGUUAUCAUUGCAGCUACAAACGACAGAUGACGAGCGCCCUGACGUCAAAGAAUUUGAUCAUCUCAAAGAACACUUUGAGAAACAUUUACGCAUGAACACACCAUCCACAACACUUCCCACUCAGUUGCUUUCUAUUCCGGGCAUGGGCACGCUUAGUAGUCGAUACGGAACCAAUGUAGCUCAUUCGCAACAAAAGUCUGAUGAUGUGAACCCGUACGAGGCUGUUGUACGUGUGGCGGACGAUGUAAAGUUAGCAAAAGAUUUGAGUCAGUUAAAGGAUGUUAAUCAGAUUACUACUUUUGCUCAAAGAACAAAUCAACUUAGUGAUCAGCCGUAUCAAGUGGAUAAACUUCAACCACAACGAAUCCACCUAAGAACAAAACGUGUCAAGCGGUGUCGAUCAUGUCGUCAUAUUCUUAUCAAACCCGAGCAAAAAGCUCAGGCGACAAAAUUCAAAAUAAAGCUUGUAGCCUUAAAUUACAUUCCAAAAAUAACAAUUGCCAAAUUACCAUAUUUGGUAAUAGACCAAACAGUACAAAUCAUUCUAAAAUUUUCGAAUCCACUUCUGGAAGAUGCUAAUGUUUCGCUUUCUUGUAAAGAAGAGAUUGAAAAUUUUGGAAAGAUUAAAUUACUUGCCACAAAUUUCACCAUAGGACCAUAUAACGAAUUACUAGAAUACGACGACGAGGAAUUGAGCACUGAAAAGUUGACGUCAAAAUCACGGCCAGCGUCACGUGCGUCAAUUGUCAAGCCCGAUCCUGGAGUUGUAGAGAAAAAGGGAAAUUAUACGUGUAUUGCUAUAGAAAUAACGCCAUUAUUCGAAGUUGAAGAAUUUAAGUUUCCUCUUCUCGUGACACAUACAAGUAAAGUACUAGAUAUUGAUGUUGUUGACAACAACGAAACACAACAACACCUUUCUGUUCCAGCAGCUGACACAACACCGGUUGCCUCAGCUGUUAACAGUGUCUCCAUCGAAGACGAGAACAAUACUGAAAAUUCUAAAAAACUCAACUCAUUAACAAUUUCUCGGGAAUUAGGUGCUUCAUAUAAAAGCCUUAGUUUCUGGACCAUAAUCGGUCUUGGCCCUGUUCUAAAAGAACCAGUGCCUCCGAGAAGCUCCGAAAAAACCCCCAGUAGUUCGACGACUCCUCAAUCAACAGAGAAAACGGAGAAACAUUCAAAGAGCAGCAGUAUUAGCAGUUCGACGAAACCAUCACCAUUGAAUAAAGUUUCAUCGUCCGCAAAAUCGUCGUCUACAAAGAGUAGUGGUUCUUCGGUGCAACCUACAAAGCAGAUAAAGAAAACUACUACAGUCUAUAAGCCCCAAUAA
Ambispora gerdemannii is the source of this 1896-nucleotide messenger RNA. NCBI's taxonomy places the organism in Eukaryota, Fungi, Glomeromycota, Glomeromycetes, Archaeosporales, Ambisporaceae. The record is from the annotation of a GenBank genome assembly.